Molecule: messenger RNA, 771 nt
Organism: Nakaseomyces glabratus
Lineage: Eukaryota; Fungi; Ascomycota; Saccharomycetes; Saccharomycetales; Saccharomycetaceae
Cellular component (GO): membrane
Source: RefSeq, a predicted model, not a curated record
AUGACUGCUUCAAGUGCUAUGAAGAACUUUGGGUUAUUCUCCCUAAGAUUUUUUGAAUUCGGUUCUGCCGUUGUUGUGCUGGGUACACUUGGUUACACAGUGCAUGGCUACCACUUCCAUGGUUCUAAGAGAACCAACUUCGUGUUGGCACAAGCUGCUAUCUCUACUUUCUACAGCUUGUGUACAUGCUUGCUAACUUUGGCUGUGCCACAAUUGAUCUUCGUUGGUCUUUACUGGUUCUGGGAAUUGAUUAUGACCAUGCUAUGGUUGGCCGCUUUCAUUGUUGACGCUAAGGUUCAAGGUGACGACGGCUGCCACAACAGAAGAUCCACUACUUACGAACCACACAGAGGUUCUCAAGAAGAAUUCCAAGCAACUAACGGUGAAUACAACCCAUUCACUGGUAAGUACACCACCAACGACUACAAGCGUCCAUGCCACACCGGUAAGGCCUCCAUUGCCUUCGCUGGUCUAUGUUUCGUCUUGUACUUGACCUCCACCAUUAUUCUAGGUGUUAGAGUUAUGACUCCAAUCGUUAAGAAGUACGGCUCUAAGGGUUUGAUGAUGAAGGGUUCCGACAUGAACGACAACAGCUUGAACAGAUUCCAUGGUUUGGACUUGGUCAAGCCAUUGGACGAUGCUUACAACUACGAUCCAGAACAAGGUAUGGGUGAAACUGCCCCACAAGACUCUGCUUCUUCUCACGAAUACAACCAAGAGAAGUUGAAUGAACAACCACGUGCUUCUGGUGACACUGCUGUCCAAGCUUAA